Cynoglossus semilaevis (tongue sole) is the source of this 2760-nucleotide messenger RNA. RefSeq names its product cleavage stimulation factor, 3' pre-RNA, subunit 3 (gene cstf3). Gene Ontology annotation, cellular component: nucleus. Bases 242 to 2389 code for a protein of 715 amino acids. The record is from RefSeq and is a predicted model, not a curated record. Gene Ontology annotation, biological process: mRNA 3'-end processing. The transcript is spliced from 20 exons. Lineage: Eukaryota; Metazoa; Chordata; Actinopteri; Pleuronectiformes; Cynoglossidae. Gene Ontology annotation, molecular function: protein binding; mRNA binding.
UUGAAAGACUGGGACAGGAAGUUUAUUUCGAAAUUUACAGAGCGGAAACCAGGAUUCUCGCCAUUUUGAAGAAUCGGCCAGCCAUCGAGAGAAAAGCUAGUGGAUGUAGGGGGCUCAGAGUGUUCCACCCUAUUGGAAGUUAUGCCGAUUACCUGAACGUUUUAAAACCCUGACACCACGUUCAUUCUUAAUCGUGUUCACAUUUGGUGUAACAUUUCUAACCUAGAUUACUCUUCCAGCCAUGUCUACCGAAGCAGCCGCCGACCAGGCAGCAGAGUAUAUCCCGGAGAAAGUGAAGAAGGCAGAAAAGAAGUUGGAAGAAAACCCGUACGACCUUGACGCAUGGAGCAUUCUGAUUCGAGAAGCACAGAACCAGCCCAUAGAUAAGGCACGGAAGACAUAUGAGCGACUUGUCACGCAGUUCCCAAGUUCUGGCAGAUUCUGGAAACUAUUCAUUGAAGCAGAGAUCAAGGCUAAAAAUUAUGACAAGGUAGAAAAGUUGUUUCAGAGGUGCCUAAUGAAAGUAUUACACAUCGACCUGUGGAAAUGCUACCUGGCCUAUGUCCGAGAGACCAAAGGAAAGCUGCCCAGUUAUAAAGAAAAGAUGGCUCAAGCCUAUGACUUUGCACUGGAUAAAAUUGGAAUGGAAAUAAUGUCUUAUCAGAUCUGGGUGGACUACAUCAACUUCCUCAAAGGAGUUGAAGCCGUGGGCUCAUACGCAGAGAAUCAGAGGAUAACUGCAGUAAGGAGGGUCUACCAGAGGGGCUGCGUGAACCCCAUGAUUAACAUCGAGCAGCUGUGGCGAGAUUAUAGCAAAUAUGAAGAGGGCAUCAACAUACACUUGGCCAAAAAGAUGAUCGAGGACCGCAGCAGAGACUACAUGAACGCCAGGAGAGUCGCUAAAGAGUAUGAGACUGUGAUGAAGGGUUUGGACCGGAACGCCCCGUCGGUACCACCACAGAACUCCCCCCAGGAGGCCCAGCAGGUGGACAUGUGGAAGAAGUACAUCCAGUGGGAGAAGAGCAACCCACUGCGCACAGAAGACCAAACACUGAUCACAAAGAGAGUAAUGUUUGCCUAUGAGCAGUGUCUACUUGUACUUGGACACCAUCCUGACAUCUGGUACGAGGCAGCACAGUAUCUGGAACAGUCCAGUAAACUACUGGCAGAGAAAGGAGACAUGAACAAUUCCAAGCUGUUCAGCGAUGAAGCAGCAAACAUCUACGAACGUGCCAUCGGAACUCUCCUGAAGAAGAACAUGCUUCUGUACUUUUCGUUUGCCGAUUACGAAGAAAGUCGCAUGAAAUACGAGAAAGUCCACAGCAUUUACAAUAAGCUGUUGGCCAUCGAGGACAUUGACCCAACACUGGUCUACAUCCAGUACAUGAAGUUCGCCAGGAGGGCAGAGGGCAUCAAGUCAGGUCGCACCAUCUUCAAAAAGGCCCGGGAGGAUCUACGCACGCGUCACCAUGUGUACGUGACGGCAGCGCUGAUGGAAUACUACUGCAGUAAGGAUAAAUCUGUGGCCUUCAAGAUCUUUGAGCUGGGUCUGAAAAAAUACGGUGACAUCCCAGAGUACAUUCUGGCCUACAUCGAUUACCUCUCGCAUCUUAAUGAGGACAACAACACUAGGGUUCUGUUUGAACGUGUCCUCACAUCAGGAAGCCUGUCGCCAGAAAAGUCGGGAGAGAUCUGGGCCAGGUUCCUGGCUUUUGAGAGCAACAUAGGAGAUUUAGCUAGUAUCCUGAAGGUAGAGCGCAGGCGUUUCGCUGCCUUUAAGGAUGAGUACGAGGGCAAAGAAACCGCGCUGCUUGUGGAUCGGUACAAAUUCAUGGAUCUGUACCCCUGCUCUGCCAGUGAACUCAAGGCCCUUGGAUACAAGGAUGUGUCUCGUUCCAAACUAGCAGCUCUGCUCCCAGAGACAGUGGUGACGCCGUCCACACCUGCAUUGAAAGACGAAACUGACCGUAAACCAGAAUACCCCAAACCCGACACUAAUCAGAUGAUCCCGUUCCAGCCACGACACCUCGCCCCUCCAGGUUUACACCCGGUCCCAGGUGGAGUUUUCCCAGUCCCACCAGCUGCUGUUGUUCUAAUGAAGCUGCUCCCUCCACCCAUGUGCUUCACUGGGCCUUUUGUCCAAGUGGAUGAGCUGAUGGAGUCUUUUAGGAGAUGCACACUUCCUGAGACCGUGGACGCUGCUGUGGAACUGAUCACUGGCAGACAGCCUGACGCAGCUGGAGAAGGAAAUGGAUCCAUGGAGAACCAUACCGUUGCCAAGUCCCUCAAGAGGCCAAACGCAGAUUCAGACGAGGAGGACGACAAAGGAGCUGUGGCUCCGCCCAUACACGACAUCUACAGAGCACGUCAACAGAAGAGGAUUCGAUAAAACCCAGAGAGAAGCCAUGGUGAACCUGAGGAGAAUGUAACCUCAUCUACCGCCAGCCAUAAACGAGUUCAACACACUUGUCCAUGUCUCUGCGUGUUCUAAAUAGAUUUUCUACAUCUCUCAUCUGUGUACAGAAGACAACAAACACACAGACACUGUGUACAUCUGACUGUUCCUGUGGUCUUGAUUUUGUUGACAGUUUUUAUUUUUUAAAGACUGGUCUACAUACUGUAAAGAAAUGUUUUAAUUCAAUCACUGAUUCACUUCAUUUUUGGCUUUGUGAUCCACCAGUGUGAAAAUGUGGAAAUAAAUUUUUUUAAGUAACUGAAGAAAUUAGUUCAUUUCAAUAAAAGUGGAAAUCAGUCAAACAA